Drosophila subpulchrella is the source of this 294-nucleotide messenger RNA. Its product is annotated as brain acid soluble protein 1-like. The record is from RefSeq and is a predicted model, not a curated record. The transcript has a single exon. The coding region runs from base 1 to 294 and encodes 97 amino acids. NCBI's taxonomy places the organism in Eukaryota, Metazoa, Arthropoda, Insecta, Diptera, Drosophilidae.
AUGGCCGAUGUGGCUGGACAUAAGAUCGAGACUCCCGUCGUCGAGGAGGCUCCAGCUGAGAAUGCAACCGCCGCCAAGGAGAACGGAGCACCGGCCGCCGACAGCGGGGCACUCUCCGGUGCCGUCGAUGGUGAAAAGGCGACCGUCGAGGCCGCUGACAAGGAGGAGUCCGCCGCCGAUGGCCAGGAGGCCGAGAAGAGCAGCGAUGCAGCUCCAGCUGCUGUUGAGGAAGGCACCGAGGAGGCCUCCGUCGGUGACUCAACCGAUGCCCCCGCCGCAGAGUGGAUCCAUUGA